Patiria miniata (bat star) is the source of this 2063-nucleotide messenger RNA. Its product is annotated as low-density lipoprotein receptor-related protein 2-like. Gene Ontology annotation, cellular component: plasma membrane. The transcript is spliced from 10 exons. The record is from RefSeq and is a predicted model, not a curated record. NCBI's taxonomy places the organism in Eukaryota, Metazoa, Echinodermata, Asteroidea, Valvatida, Asterinidae. Gene Ontology annotation, molecular function: protein binding. Bases 49 to 1800 code for a protein of 583 amino acids.
UUGAGCAAGUCGCAUCGUUUAUAAUAUAUUCAGACUAAUCCAGCCAUCAUGGCGAACAUUAGAAUCGUAUUCUAUCUUGUUGUCUUGAUGGUUGCCAGUGCAGAAGGUGGUGGCGAUGGCCCUUCCACAGAUGAGUACUUCUUGUACAAAAACGGUGCCUGUGCCCAUAACGACGGUACAUCUAUUGACAUCUCCAGUGUCCCGCUCGGAAGCAGCGUUAAAGUCCGUUUGCAAUAUGGAGCCUGGUAUGAAAAGUCCGACGAAAACUGCUCUCUGGCCUUCACCUACAAUUCGCCUACACCAACGCUGUUCCUUGCGAAAUCAACGACUCCGUUGUGGAUUGACGAGGAAGUCUGUGUCACACUGUUUGACGGCAACACCACCUCGGCAAGCUCCAUGUUGCGCAAGUGCGGACUUCGCUUCUACGACGACACCGUGUUCCUUACCACAGGACCUGCCAUUCUUUUCGGCGUAGACGCCUCAGACGGAAUCAGAUAUAAUGAUCGGCUCACCUACUCGCUCACAACGUUUGCAGUAGAAGCGAACUACUUCAUGGAGGACUUCUGUUCGAACGACACACUGGUGCAUCCCAAUAAAACCAUUUGGCUUCAUACCAACAGGGGCAGUCAGUACAGUAAUUCCAAAACCUGCACUAUGAUGCUGUACACCCAGAUUAACCACAGGUUGCUGGUUAGAUUUCAUCGUUUUUCACUGGAGGAUUAUGAUUGCCUGACGUACUAUGAGGGAAGCGGGACAAAUGGCGAUGACUUAUUACUAGAGUUAUGUGGAAAGUAUGGCAGUUCUUAUUUUACAGUUGAGACUUAUGGCCGUUUCCUGACGGUCAAGUUUAAAACGGAUUCUCAAGGCACAGACGAUGGGGUAAUCAUGGUGAUCACGUCGACUUCUGAAGAUUGGGAGUGUCCUUAUUACUCUGGUCUAAUCAAGUGCACAGAUAACCCGGUUUGCUAUUUGUUGAGUGACAUCUGCGAUGGUUUUCCUGAUUGUCCGGACGGUAGUGAUGAGAAGAACUGUACUAAUUGUGACUCAGGAAUUGUCUGCCCUACUCACGAGAACACGAGGCUGUGCAUUCCAGUGGAAGAGCUGUGCAAUGGAGUUACCGACUGCUGGCAUAACCAAGACGAAACAGAUAGCCGUUGUGAUUGUCCAUCGGAUGGAAUUCAUUGCCGGGAUGCUUCCGGCUUCCCCCUUUGCGUUCGAACUCCUGAAAUUUGUGAUGGAUAUCCUGAUUGCCGAGACGGAGACGACGAGGAAGACGCACUUUGCGACGAUAGUUGUUCGUCGAAUUUUUACUGUUAUCAACUAAACAAUGGCAACCAGUACAGCUGUCUACCAUCUUCUAAGAUUUGCGACUUUGUAGUCGACUGCACUGAUGGCAAGGAUGAAGACUAUUCUCGAUGUGGCACCGAAGAACCCUGUGCGUUUCACUGCUUCUAUUCACCUGGUAACAACUGUCUGCCAUCUCAUAAGGUUUGCGACUCUGUGGUCGACUGCUAUGCCGGCGAGGAUGAAUUCGCAUCUUUUUGUAACUGUGAAUCGGGAGUCCGUUGCCAAAGUAUCUACGGCCCUUUCUACUGCAUUGACGAACGGGCUCUUUGUGAUUCGAACGCAGACUGCAUUCACGGAACGGACGAAAGCUCUGAACUUUGCGAGCCUCCGAUCCUCUCGUACUGGUCUUCGGGUGAGCUGGCUGGUAUCUUCAUUGGCUACAUCAUCUUCGCUGUCUUCGUCGUGGCCAUCACGUGUCUCAUCCCAAAGAAAUGCAAACCUGUCGAUGAGUGACCUGUAGACAGAGAUUCCCAAGAAAACGGGGAUUGCUACAGAUAUUGAAACACUAAGGAUGUGAAGUAUUCACCGCAUAUCAAAUUCCUGAUGAUUCAAAGCGUUGAAGAGCUAAAGAUUUUGUGUAUUAUAUCGCUGGAAUUUAUUCCAUAAAAGAAUCGUUUCUGUAAAGAUACAUGCACAUGUCUAUAAAUAUGGGGUUUUUUUUUAAUGUGGCACGAUUUUUCCAAACUAUUUUCAUUAAUUUCACACGUUUGAAUCUG